AUGAUUGUGCUGGCCCUUGUCGCCCAGGGCAGUGAGGUACUUGCCGAGGCGCAUGAACCGGAGCAUGAUCGAUUUCUGACGGCCUCCGAGGCCAUCCUGGCGAAAAUCGACCCUGCUACGUCGCGGCUGUCGUAUGCCUACGAGCAGUGGCUGUUUCAUUAUAUGGUCCACGAUCACCUUGUAUACUUGGCCGUCGCGGAUGCCGACAUGGGACGACGCAUUCCGUUUGCCUUCCUAACCGAGCUCCAGAAGGCGUACGCCGAGGUGCCGUCCAGCGAGACCAUUGCCUCGCUGCGCCACAAGUUCAAUCAGGACCCGGAGGCGGAUCCUAUUCAGCGGGCCCAGGCCGAACUGGGUAGCGUCAAGGACGUGAUUACCAAGAACGUGGAACAGAUCCUCACGCGUGGCGAGCAAAUUGAGCUCCUCAUGGACCGCACCGACUCGGCGGCCCACCAGAGCUUGGCGUUCCGUCGCCGCGCUGUGAGUCUCCGCCGCGACAUGUGGUGGAGGAAUAUGCGCGUCCUUACAUUGAUGGGCGUUUGUGGAUUGGUAUGUACUGGACCUAUAUACUAA
Messenger RNA from Malassezia pachydermatis, 573 nucleotides. Its product is annotated as vamp synaptobrevin-like protein. NCBI's taxonomy places the organism in Eukaryota, Fungi, Basidiomycota, Malasseziomycetes, Malasseziales, Malasseziaceae. The coding region runs from base 1 to 573 and encodes 190 amino acids. The record is from RefSeq and is a predicted model, not a curated record. The transcript has a single exon.